Megalops cyprinoides (Indo-Pacific tarpon) is the source of this 4625-nucleotide messenger RNA. RefSeq names its product zinc finger protein 518A. The transcript is spliced from 2 exons. Gene Ontology annotation, cellular component: nucleus. Gene Ontology annotation, molecular function: DNA-binding transcription factor activity, RNA polymerase II-specific; RNA polymerase II transcription regulatory region sequence-specific DNA binding. Gene Ontology annotation, biological process: regulation of transcription by RNA polymerase II. The record is from RefSeq and is a predicted model, not a curated record. The coding region runs from base 81 to 4415 and encodes 1444 amino acids. NCBI's taxonomy places the organism in Eukaryota, Metazoa, Chordata, Actinopteri, Elopiformes, Megalopidae.
CACUUCCGCUUUCGCCAGAUCUCUUCUCUUCAACCAGCGCUGAGAGAACGUACUGACCAAGACGCCUGGUAAAUUUAAGCAUGGAGGCAGACCACACAACUGCCGAUGACCCACCUGAAGGCAGUAAAGAAGUUGAUAAAGAGGACCCGGGAAACUGGCGCACAAGACUGCGUUUGAAGCAGGUUGCCGUCCAGCUUCCGUUGAUGCAGAAUGUGGACGGGGAGUACAGUCCAGAAGAGGCAGAGGAAAGUCAUGAGAAAAACAAGGCACAGACUGCCCGCAAGUCCUUCAAGAGGCCACCGCUGAGGGGCCAAGAGACUCCACCAGGGGCGAGCAUUUCCGGAAAAAUCCUCAGGUUCAGCUGUUCUGAAUGCAUGGGCCAGGCGAUGUUCAGUCCCAAUGACCUGCUGAAGCAUUUUCAGGGAGUUCACCAAGGAAGCCUACCAACCUUUCCAUGUGACAUGUGCAGUUUCGUCACCCAUGAUUUCUCCAGCCUUCAGCGACACCGUAUAGGACACCGAGACACUUUUGUACGGUGUGAGAUCUGCAAUGACAGCGUGCAAUACACCCUCCUGCAGCUCACCAGACACUUCAACAUAUUCCACAGCCUUAACGGCUACUACCGCUGUGAGAAGUGCAAGUUCUCCACUAAAGACGUGGGAACUUUUGUACAGCACACUCAUAGACACAACGACCCCCAGUACAAAUGCAGUAAGUGCCAGCAUGUGAGUCACAGCAACGGCGAGUAUCAGAAACAUGUCUUGACUCAUGCAGGGACGUACCCCUUCACCUGUCAGCUCUGUGACUAUGGGGCACCCCGGAAGGAUUACAUUACAAAACACAUGGCUACUGUCCAUGGGGAUGAGAUGGAGAGAAGAACCAGGAGGAGCGCCGGGGAGGACGGCCCCAAAACACUAGUGAACUCAUCGCCAGGAUUAAAGCUUCUACUAACCAAGAAUCCAGCUAGGCAGACCCAUUGGAUGUCCAAAGGCCUGCAUGCUUUGUCUGGAGGGGGUUUGCUUGAUGAAUUUGGAAGGCUGACUAAUCCAGAAAAGACUUUGGAGGAGACGCAGCAGUUUUUGGAGAGGACUGUUGCAGCUCAGAGAGACUGUAAGAAAUGGGCUAAGGCUCUUAAAACUGAUCAGCAGUAUGCUUCCCAGACCAUUCCUACAUUGUCACAGCCUAAGCAGGAAGCUGCUGUAACUCCCAACACCAGCUUCCUAAACCCCAAUAGCAAUGGUCUCACUGUGCUCAUGGUCAAAAACAAAAUCACCAUCCCUCCUAACUGCACUACAAAAGUCAUGGGCUUCAAGAUGGUGGAUGGCAAGAAACAUUUAGUACUCAAAGUUAUACCAUCUGGGAAGCAAGAGUCCUCUCCUAAAACACCAGAGUCUGCAGCAGCAUCGUCGACGUCAUCAGUUGCUGAGAAGGAUGCAGACAGUCAGACAGCGGAAACAUGCACAGAAGACACUCACAGUCCGGUUCAUUCUGAAGAAGGAACUGCCCCCCUCAGCAGCCAGCCAGACUUGUCAAAUGCUGAGGCUUCUCCCAACAGUACAUCUCUCUGCAGCCCCUUGUCUCAGCAGGAGACCUCUACAAAGGAAAAUGAUGAUGCCACUUCACCAGAAACUUCAGAAGAAACAGGAGUGCAGAAAAAUGGGGAUGAAAAUGGCCAGCAUGAGUCACCCUCACAGGCAGGAGAGGCAGAGGAACAACAGCUUCCAGAAGAAGAAAACAGCAACAAAGGCCCUGCGACUUCGCCCACCACAGACAGCGUUUGCCCCAUCAUGGACGAGAUGGAACACAGCUCACCACUGAAAGGUGAAGAUACCAGUCAACCUAAUGGCAACACGUCAUCUCCUGAAUCUGUUCCUGACCAACCUGGCUCAGAGAUGGAGACGCCGCUUGAAUCUGCAGACCCAAAAGAAAUGGAUGUGUCACUCACCUGCCCAGAGAAUAUUGAUGAUGAUAAUAUGUCAAGUAAAUCUGCACUGAAUUCUCCAAACCAAGAGGUCUUCACUUUCCACAACUACUCAAAGGACACCUCUAGUCUUUCCUCUGAUACAUCCUUGCCUGGUGACGAUGAGCUGGUGAUGGAGGACCCUGAGAAUGACAGCAGUCAGAUUUCGAGAGCAUCAUCUGAUGGAACCUUGAAGCUAGCAGACUUGCCUGAACAGGAGCUGCAGGAUUGUCAAGAAGAUGAGGUAGGGUUUACACACUCACCCAAUCAAGACAUUCAAGACACCCAGUCGCCUAUGGGCUCAGAUCUUCCGUCGAUGGAAAAAGUACCAGACAGUGAAAUUGAAGUUGAUGAGUGCAUAGCCACUGUUGAAGAAGAGGAGGCCCCCCAGCAGGUUAGUGGGAUGUGUCAAACUCCAGAAUCUCCUCAAAAGUCAAAAACUGCACUGGAAACAGCCUCUCCAAGCUCAGAACAACAAAUGGAGCCCCUUGGUUGUGAUGACAGUGUUGAGACAGGAACAAACACCAAGGAUACUAGUGCAUCUGAACCCCAAGACCAUGCUGCGAAAAGCACAGAGAAAAUCGACUCAUCUGGGGGAGAGAAAAGUACAGCAAGUUCGAGUAAUGCUGCCAUGUUGGGGAAGAUACUAGAACAGCAUUCUGAUGCCAUUAUCAGUCAGCAGCUGGAGAAGGAGCGAAUUGGAACCACGCUGAACCAUGAAGUGAUUCGGACCCCCACAACCACACUGAGGAUUCUACAGCCCCUUAAUCUGACAGAGGGUAAGCAACAAGUUUUUCUACAGACUGCUGAGAAUGGGUAUGCAGUACCUGUUCAGCUCAGGGGCAGCCCAGGAUUUAAACUGAUCACUGGGUCUGUUCCCCCAAUAAAUGUUUCUUAUCUGAAGCCUGGAGGUGAAAGACCGACUAACAGAACAGCGGCACUGGCUUUCACACUGAGUAAUGGCAGGAUAGGCACAGCUGCACAGGUUUUGGGUGACAAAGAAGCAGGUGGUGGGUUGGCAAAAGGUGGUGGGCAAAACAGCACAACACUUACUACUGGCACCCAGCAGGGGGCUGGCACCAGCACGGGCAGUUUUCUGGUCAACAGCUCACCUUUGAAGGGACCUUUGUUCUUGUCCAGCUCAAUUCAGUCUGUCUCCAGAGAACGGACUGCAAACGCGCCGACAUGCUUUUUAGUUCAAAGACCGCUGGCUGUGGCUUCAGCUACCGCAACGCCUGGUGGGGGGGCCGCUACAGGCAGCAGUGUGCAGACGCCGCAGUCCAGACCAAUGUUGGCUGUGCCGGUGAAUUCUCCAGACCAACCCACUGUUUUACAAGCUGGUCGACAAGCCUUCCUGCUUAGAUAUUUGUCUCCAGUUAAGUCUGGGAUACUGCUGAACAGUCCUUCUGAAGGAAAAGCCACAAAUCAGACUGGCCAAACCAACGAAAGUGGCGGCAGUAGGGUUUUUCUUAAGAUUGUUAGAAAUGCUUCAGAUGCUAGCUUUCCUUCCUGCAGUGGCACGCUUAGCAGUGGGGUGACAACGCACACCACGCACGCCAACCAGCCCAUCUACCUAGCCACAGGUGCUCUGCAGUCACCUUAUCUGCUGAUGUCAUCCAACCAAUCCAUUCUGAAUGUCUCCACAGGAACAAAAACCUCAGGGUCAUCAUCACAGGAUUCCAUCCAAGCUGCAGCUUCCCCGCUACUGAGUCUCUCCUCCCCAACACCUGUGCAAGGUAAAGAUCAAAGAAAAGAGAGGGAAGAAGGGUUGGUCUGCAAGCUAAAGAAAGCACGCCUCCCACACCCAAGGAUGAAUCACCAGACGCCCAAAAGGAAGAGGCAGACGAAGCCGUCCGUGGAAGAUGUCGUGGAGCCUGCAUCCAAAGCAAGGAGGCUCUCGAGCAAAAAAUCUAAAGAGAAGGAGGGCCCGACUGUUGUUCAUUGGGAACCAGUGCCAAGGGAUGUAGAGAGAACACUUAGGCUACUGCCAUUCAGUCCUGGUCAGCUUAUUAAGUGCCCAAGGAGAAACCAGCCUGUUGUGGUGCUCAACCACCCUGACGCAGAUAUACCAGAGGUUGCUAGCCUCAUGAGAACGGUGAACAAGUUUAGAGGCGAGGUUAUGAAAGUGGCGCUGUCCCAAAGAACUGUAGAUGCCCUAUCAGAGCUGGAUUGUGACACAUUUAAGCAGAACUGCUCAGCAAACUGCCACGCCUCUCAUGGUCGACGUGUGCGACCACAGGGCACGGUCAGGGAGAGGUUCAUCUUGAAACUAAGGUUGAAAAAGACCAGCAGGAAUAAGUACAAAGUUGUGAACACUAUCUCCGAAGGCACUGAGCAGCCAUUGACAUUCAACUGCUGGUUUUGUGGUCGAGUCUUUGGCAACCAGGAGGAGUGGAUAGGUCACGGCCAGCGGCAUCUGAUGGAGGCUACAAGAGACUGGAACAAGCUGUUUUAAAGCUCCAAGGGCAUUGUGGGUAGUUAAAGAGCAUGUAUGCGUGCUCUCUGUCUGCUCACUCAGGUCUCCACACUUUAGUCCACUGACUCUUAUCUCCCUCACACCACAAGGUUAGCUGUGUUUCACAUUGCAGACAAUGAUACCCUUGAAAUGACCCAGUCUUUGUCCCUUUCAGACUGAAAGCUGUGUUGUUUAGAGAUCUGUGCUUAU